Molecule: messenger RNA, 793 nt
Organism: Conger conger (European conger)
Lineage: Eukaryota; Metazoa; Chordata; Actinopteri; Anguilliformes; Congridae
Product: mitoregulin
Exons: 2
Coding region: 86-256 (56 amino acids)
Biological process (GO): positive regulation of mitochondrial membrane potential
Cellular component (GO): mitochondrial inner membrane
Source: RefSeq, a predicted model, not a curated record
AUAACCACGUGACUGUAGCCAGUUACCUAAGUCUUUCAACGGGUCUGCCUGCCUGACGUAGAGUCAAGUAAUUGCAGAGGUGAACAUGGCUGAUGUGUCGGAAAGGACAUUACAAGUUGCAAUAUUGAUUUCCUUUGCAUCGGGGUUUGUUGCAGGUUGGCAGGCCAACAGAAUGAGAAGGAAAUUCCUCGACUGGAGGAAGAAACGUCUACAAGACAAACUGUCAGAAACACAGAAGAAACUGGAUUUAGCAUAAGGCAACUGUUCGUAUUUUGUGGAUUUUAAGACUACUUGAGGAACAACCAGGAAAUUCCAGUUGUCAUUCGCAGUCCACUAUGAGGUGUCAUUGAUACGAACAGCACCAAGAGCCUGAAUAGGGUGCAUCUCCUGCAGACACGCAGAAGAACUGGAAGAACCAGCAAUGGGACUGAAGCUAACUGAUAUGACUUGCCUUUCUACAACCACGUGUUAUACUGUGUGGUUUUAUAGCCAAAAUGUGUGCUCUGGUGUUGGCCUGCCCUUGAAUACCUUCCUGGUUGUAACCAUUCUUAACUUAAAUUACUGUUUUUGCAGUAAAAUCAGUAUUUGAACUUUUAUGGCUCACAAAUUAUCGAAAAAAUUAACAGUUGAGUGCAUUUCUCUUUCAAUUUCUUUUCAUUUUGAAAGUGGGACACUUUGUUUAACUUUAGCUGUAGAUACUGUGCAACUUAACUCAACUAUUGAUUGAAUGGUGAUAAUAAAUGUCGCAAAUGUAUAGGUAUCAAAUGAGCUUUAAACACUGCUUGUUCAUCCA